CACAAAUCCCACAGGACUUCGUGCAUUGAGACUUCCUGUAGUCGAUGUAGCUGAGUGCAGCUUGCAAAUUUAAAUUAUUACAGAUUUUUAACACAAUACACCAUGAAUACGGUUUUAUCGCGAGCAAAUUCCUUGUUCGCGUUUUCUCUGAGUGUAAUGGCCGCUCUUACUUUCGGCUGUUUUGUUACCACAGCGUUCAGAGACAGAAGCGUUCCUGUUAACAUACACGUCUCCAAAGUGCUGCUGAAAAACGUGGAUGACUUCACAGGUCCAAGAGAGAGAAGUGAUCUGGGUUUCCUCACAUUCGACCUGACUGCUGAUCUACAGCCAAUAUUCGACUGGAACGUGAAGCAGCUUUUCCUCUAUCUGUCAGCCGAAUAUUCGACCAGAAGCAACGCCCUAAAUCAGGUGGUUCUGUGGGACAAGAUUGUCCUGAGGGGGGAGAACACCAUACUAGAACUGAAGGACAUGAAGUCCAAAUACUUCUUCUUCGAUGAUGGAAACGGUCUGAGGUCGAACAAGAACGUGACUCUGACUCUCUCCUGGAACGUGGUGCCGAACGCCGGGAUUUUGCCGUUGGUUAUGGGCUCCGGUCACAUCUCUCUGCCUUUCCCCGAAUCGUACGAAACCGCCAAGAGCUACUAAACCGUCCGGAACGUUACUCGUACACGCUGUGCACUGUUGUGGGUUUUAAUAAAAAACAAACAAACAAACAAAUCAAAACCUGUAUAAUGUUUUUCUUUUUAAUUUAGUACAGUUACGUUCCAGUUUAGGAGGAAUGUUGUGCUCGGAUUUCAAUGCAACAGAUUAGCAGUGAUGAUCUGAUAAUAAUAAUCAGAUUACUUAUUGUUGGAUUCAUGAUGUCUAAUAAAAAUAUAGUUUAAUUCA
Messenger RNA from Trichomycterus rosablanca, 888 nucleotides. It is a transcript of the gene spcs3, whose product is annotated as signal peptidase complex subunit 3. The transcript has 5 exons. NCBI's taxonomy places the organism in Eukaryota, Metazoa, Chordata, Actinopteri, Siluriformes, Trichomycteridae. Gene Ontology annotation, cellular component: signal peptidase complex; membrane. The record is from RefSeq and is a predicted model, not a curated record. The coding region runs from base 103 to 645 and encodes 180 amino acids. Gene Ontology annotation, biological process: protein targeting to ER.